Xenopus tropicalis (tropical clawed frog) is the source of this 2005-nucleotide messenger RNA. RefSeq names its product tubulin monoglycylase TTLL3-like. The record is from RefSeq and is a predicted model, not a curated record. The annotation marks the transcript as partial. The transcript has 4 exons. Gene Ontology annotation, molecular function: ligase activity. NCBI's taxonomy places the organism in Eukaryota, Metazoa, Chordata, Amphibia, Anura, Pipidae.
AGUGACGGUGCAACCAUAGUGAAUGCUAUUCACUAUGUGAAACGGUGCCGUUCAAUCUUACGAAAGCUGAAGGCAGUGUGUCCUCAGCUGGAAAUUGAAGGUGAACAGAACAUCUGGAUUAUGAAACCAGGAGCUAAAUCCAGAGGAAGAGGCAUAUAUUGUAAGAAUAAGUUGAAGGACAUAAUGUCAGUAUUGGAUUAUAACCCGUUGGUUCCCAACGAUGAUCUUUGCGUAGUACAGAAGUAUAUAGAGCGGCCACUCUUGAUACAUGGAACCAAAUUUGAUGUGCGUCAGUGGUUCAUGGUAACAGACUGGAACCCGCUGACCAUUUGGUUCUACAAGGAUUGCUAUCUACGCUUCUCUUCACAACUUUACUCAUUAAAGACUCUGGACAGAAAUAUACACCUAUGUAACCAUGCCAUACAGAAAUUCUGUAAGAACUCUCCAGAGCGUCAUCCAGACCUACCUUCAGAAAACAUGUGGUUUGACUAUCAGUUUAAAGAGUAUCUUCAGAAGAUAGGAGCAAUACAUGCAUGGGAUGAAGUGAUUUUGCCUGGAAUGAAGGAGAUAAUUAUCAAUACAAUGAAGAGUGCCCAGGAUAAAGUUGAGCAAAGGAAAAACACCUUUCAACUCUACGGUGCAGAUUUUAUGUUUGGUGAGAAUUUCCAGCCAUGGCUGAUAGAGAUUAAUGGUAAACCAGCACUGGCAACCACCACACCUGUAAAUACCAAGCUUUCUGGUCAAGUUCAAGAGGACAUCUUACGUGUCAUCCUUGACAGAAAACAAGAUAAUGAAUGUGAUGUGGGAUCAUUUGAACUUCUAUAUAAACAGACGGGAAUUAAAAUUCCUAAGGAUACAAAAGAUGAACUGCUAGUGAGAGGAGUUGCUAUCAGAAAACCAAGCCUGUCAGAUAUAUGCUUUGCUAAACAAAGCAACCAGAUAUCUAGUGUAAUGCCAACUGCUAAUAUAUCUGGUGACAGGAUCAAACCUAGCUCAAGCAGUCUAGAUUGUACUGCAAGAACCACUACUAAACCUGUGUCUAUAGUCGGUAGUAUAAGGAACUCUUCCAUACUAAACCGGCCAAAGGUAGUCACAGCCUGGAAAGAAGAGAAAUUAAAGGAUGAAGUUCCUAAUAAUUCUAAGAAGACAGAGUUCACUAUUUUACAAGAUUAUAGCAAAGGAGAUACAAAGCAAUGCAAUAAAUAUGCAUUGGAAAUGCCUGUAAAAGUAAAGGAUUUAGUGGAUGUAAAACUGUCUAAGAUAGACCUCAGCAAAGAGAGAGACAAAAAACAUGUACCUUUGCACAUUAGAACCAAACCUGCUUUGGUAAAACCUCUUGGAGUGAAGGAUACGGUGAUAAACCUAGAUUCUGCAAAAGAAAAGCUUAAACCUCUGCCCUGUAUACUCUGCAAGGGACAGACAUGUAGCUACUGCAAGUCCAAGAAACCAGCUCUUUUAACUUCUAGUUUUCCUUCUGACCUUUUCAAGAGAAGAAAGUGUUAAAAUUCUUGAUCCAGAAUAUUAUGAUAACAUACAAGCUCAACCAAGCAGAAUUGGAAAUCCCAACUUCAGCCCAAGGUGUGCUUACAGAAAAAAUCGAUCCUCGAUUGAUUUUUUUCUGUUAGCGCAUCUUUGAAGGAUUAACACAGUAUGUUACCUGGAGCGUUUAGGGUGGGUGGAGGGCCAAAACGCACAAACGGUAACAUUGAGCUUCUAACGUAAAGUGACUUUAACAAUAAAUCACCUUUAUGAAGAGUUACAAAGUGCCACUGUUAUUGGAUUAGUGGAAGAGUACAUACGCGGAGGACUUCCCAUACCAAUCAGUUGAACUGACAGUAUGUUACCUGCAGCGUUUAGGGUGGGUGGAGGGCCAAAACGCACAAAGGGUAACAUUGAGCUUCUAACGUAAAGUGACUUUAACAAUAAAUCACCUUUAUGAAGAGUUACAAAGUGCCACUGUGAUUGGAUUAGUGGAAGAGUACAUACGCGGAGGACUUCCCAUACC